Coccomyxa subellipsoidea C-169 is the source of this 969-nucleotide messenger RNA. RefSeq lists its product as hypothetical. The record is from RefSeq and is a predicted model, not a curated record. The transcript is spliced from 7 exons. The coding region runs from base 1 to 969 and encodes 322 amino acids. NCBI's taxonomy places the organism in Eukaryota, Viridiplantae, Chlorophyta, Trebouxiophyceae, Coccomyxaceae.
AUGGCAACAGCAGUGAAAGCAACAGCAGUGAAUACAACAAGGGCGGUACGUGUGAAGAAAUACGUCAGAGAGUUCCCCAGCCGAACCAACUACAACUGCCACGCCCUGUCCAACACGUCCGGCAACGGACUGGAAGAAAACGUGUACAAGCUGAUGGACUUCCUGCUGGACAAGUACCCGGAGGACAUGCUGAUGCCGUGCUCUCUGGGAACCCCGGAAGAGCCGCUGAAGAAGCCAAUGUUACCGCACAAGGACGGCGUGUCCAACUGGAGGAAGGGCCAAGACAAGUUCAUUAACGUUAUCAAGUCUGACGGCGAUUACGAGAACAUCACGGACCACACACGUUGCUUCAAGGAGGGCGAUACCAAGCUGGACAUAGACCUGAAGACGGUGACACGUACCGGUACGAGCGGCAUCAUCAUAGUGUCACCAAGCACCAACAAGGUGCGGAUGUACAAGAGCAGCACGGCUCCUAAAGUGCCAGAACCGCGUGCGGUGAGUCGUGGCAUCCAAGGAGAAGGGCCGUCAGACAACACUGCUAUGAUGUUGAACAUGCUGAGCCAAGAGCGGAACCUAGGCGGCGAGAAGUACUACAGCCUGUGGCUGAAGCUGGGGCAGACCAGUGAGAAGCAGGAGGCAGUUGGAAGAGGCUCGAGCGCGGUGGCUGGGAUGCGAAUAUGCAAAUUGCAGGCAGGUCGAGAGCUCAAUGCAGAAGGCACCGUCUCCAGGCAGAAACGCGGCAGAGUGGAGGACGUAAUGGUCGACAAAGGAAGUGGGAGCAGUUGUGUUUGCCAAGAAUUCAGUCACGAUAGACUAGAACGACGUCCCAUGAUGUUCGAGGUUGGGGUAUUCCUGCCGCUUAGUCACUGGCAAGUCUGCAGUCCAGUCAGCAGUCCUGUAACCGUUUACACAACCUCUCAUACACAGGCAGGAAAGUCAGGCGCAUGCGACUGUCUCUACCAAGCCUGA